AACUUUCCACAAUUCUUUAGCCCCCGGUUUUUAUUUCCUCUAAUAAUUCCAUUAAUUAUAAUCUUAAUCAUCAUCUACAUCCUCUGAUCUGUCUUUGUUUAAUUUCUUUUGGGAUCUUCCCUCGAUUCUCUCACUAUUAUUCCCUUUACCCAAUUAUUUAAAACUCCCAAUUGGAUCUAAUUUCUACCUCCAAAUUCCUUUCCUACUCACAUUAAUAUUCAAAUUGUUUUGGAAUUUCAUUAGGAUUUUUAAGUUUCUAUAAAAACUCUACUUACAUUCUCAUAUGGGUUUCUUUUAAAUCACUUUAAUCCUUUCAAAAUCUUAAAAAGUUCAAUACUUUCUGCUGUUUCAGUUUCUGGGUUUCUCUUGAAACUAAUUUUAAUCUUGUUGGUAUCUUUUAAAUUAGUUCAAUUGUGUUUCAAAUUCUGUAACAAGUUCAAUUUGAGCCUCAAAAUUACAAAAAAGUAUGGUGACAGUCAAUUUAGGAAUGCUUCAUUAUGUGGUGGACCAUAUAUAUGGAGCAUUAAUGCAUAGAAGCAAAUUGAGCCCACUGUUUUUUUCUAGAGGAUGGGGCGGUUCGAAGCUUGAGCUUUUGGAGAGAAUGAUUAAGCAGCUGUUUCCUGAGGUGGAAGGUCAGAAUUGGCCUCCGAGUUUGGUACAGCCCGUUUGGAAGACAGUUUGGGAGACUAAAAGUGCUUGUUUAAGAGAAGGGACUUUUAGGACACCUUGUGAUGAGCAGCUUCUUGGUGCAUUGCCUCCUGAGAGUCACAUUGCAAGGGUUUCUUUUUUGGCCCCUAAAUUUGUUCCUCCCCAGAAGAUGGCCUGCGUUGUUCAUCUUGCAGGCACUGGAGACCAUACAUUCGAACGGAGAUUGCGUCUUGGUGGGCCGUUGUUGAAGGAUAAUAUUGCAACUAUGGUAUUGGAAAGCCCUUACUAUGGACAAAGACGCCCUGUGCUGCAGAGUGGUGCAAAGCUCUUGUGUGUUAGUGACUUACUUUUAUUAGGUAGAGCAACCAUUGAAGAGGCACGGGGUCUUUUGCACUGGCUAGACUCUGAGGCUGGGUUUGGCAAGACGGGCGUUUGUGGACUUAGCAUGGGGGGAGUUCAUGCUGCAAUGGUUGGAUCACUACAUCCCACACCAAUUGCAACCCUACCUUUUCUCUCCCCACAUUCCGCUGCUGUGGCAUUCUGUGAGGGGAUAUUAAGGCAUGGUACUGCCUGGGAGGCACUGAGAGAAGAUCUUGCAGCGCAAAAGGCUGCAACAACUCUCCAGGAGGUGCAAGAACGGAUGCGAAAUGUAUUGUCUCUCACAGAUGUCACGCGCUUUCCAAUUCCCAAAAAUCCCAAUGCUGUUAUAUUUGUUGCUGCAACUGAUGAUGGUUACAUACCAAAGCAGUCUGCUGUGGAGCUUCAAAAGGCUUGGCCAGGAUCAGAGGUGAGAUGGGUUACUGGAGGGCAUGUCUCAUCUUUCAUUCUUCACAAUGGCGAGUUUCGGAAGGCAAUCGUUGACGGGCUUAGCAGAUUAGAUUGGAAGGAGUCUCAAUUGUAAAUUUGUAACAUAUGUAUCAAACGCAAAACAAUUAUUUUUUCGGUGAUCAUCUUCAGCCGUAAUUCUUGAUUAACUUGUAAAUUGUAUUAUAACUGAUAUCUGACAGUUCUCCAUGGAAGAAACAAAAAAGAAAAGAAAAAUAAAGGUGUCCUUUUUUGUGAAUGAA
Mercurialis annua (annual mercury) is the source of this 1715-nucleotide messenger RNA. RefSeq lists its product as uncharacterized. Bases 467 to 1549 code for a protein of 360 amino acids. NCBI's taxonomy places the organism in Eukaryota, Viridiplantae, Streptophyta, Magnoliopsida, Malpighiales, Euphorbiaceae. The transcript has 5 exons. The record is from RefSeq and is a predicted model, not a curated record.